AUGCAAACUCAUUACAUGGCUCGUUUAGCUUCAACACAAAAUUUUAAUACAAUUCGAAGAACAUUAUCAGGGCGAACAUUACCUGGUCUUCGAAAAUUAAUACAAUCUAAUUCUCUACAGACGACAACAUCUCUUCGUUCAUCAUAUAUAUUUCGUUAUGCAUCAACAAAUUCAUCAAAUGAUGAACAAAAUCGAAAUGAAGAGAAAAAAAAGAAUAUGACAAAUUUAAUGUAUAUUGUUGGUGGUUUAACAGGUGUCGUUGCUAUUUAUUCAAUUUUUCAAAAUCGAAAAAGUUCAAAAGGCAAAAAACAAGCCGUUACAGAAUAUGAUGAAAAACAUAAACAAUCUCAAGAUUCUAUUAAUAAAAUUGAUGAUUCAAAUAAAACACUUGUUGAAAAAGUUCAUGAUUUACAACAACGAAAAUUACUCGCUGAAGAAGAAGAUUCAGAUAAAAUAACAGAAAUGAAUAAAAAUGAUUUAACACCAAAUAUUCCAAAUUUUGCUCAAUAUUUAAUUAUUGGUGGUGGUGCAACAGCUAUGAGUGCAUUUAAAUCUAUACGUGCAAAUGAUCCAACAGCAAAAGUUCUUGUUAUUAGUUCAGAAAAAUAUUUACCAUAUAUGCGUCCUCCAUUAUCAAAAGAUAUUUGGUAUACUGAUGAUGAUGAACUUAUACAAAAACAUUCAUUUAAACAAUGGAAUGGAAAAGAGAAAAGUUUAUAUUUUAAUGAUAAAGAAUUUUAUACAGAUGUUAAAAUCCUUAAUGAUCAAGAAAAUGGUGGUGUUGCAGUUGUUCUUGGAAGAAAAGUUGUUGAUCUUGAUUUGAAAAAUUCUGUAGCAAAAUUAGAUAAUGGUUGGGAAAUAUCAUUUGAAAAAUGUUUAAUUGCUACGGGUGGUCAACCACAAACGUUAAGAAUAUUUAAGACAGCAUCAAGUUAUUUGAAAAGUAAAUUGUCACUUUAUAGAGGAGUAAGUUCAAAGUUUCAAAUAACUUUUAUUUCUUCUCUUCGUAAAAUGUAA
Molecule: messenger RNA, 1017 nt
Organism: Rotaria sp. Silwood2
Lineage: Eukaryota; Metazoa; Rotifera; Eurotatoria; Philodinida; Philodinidae
Source: the annotation of a GenBank genome assembly